CAAAUCGACUAGCAUCUCCUCCAUUUUCUUCUCCUGGGGGAAACACAUAUACCACAAUAAAGAUGCAGAAAUCAAUGGAAAAUACCGUCUUUGUCCGCUUUGAGCCGACUCCGCAGCACAAGGUGAUGCGCCAUGAGCUCGAGGAUAUUUUCUCUCAGGCGGGUCCGAUCAAAAAGUCCUCUUGGAUCAACACAAAAGGUGCAACCGCUCCUUCUGGAGAUGGCGAAAACUAUCAGAGAGGAACUACCGGUCGUUCGUCAAAGGGAUAUGGGUUCAUCAAGUACCUCGCCCAGGAAGAUGCGGUAGCGGCUCAGAAAGAUCUGAAUAAUUCGAAGAUUCAAAUGGAGGGGAAAACAUAUACGCUCAAGGUGGAUUUGGCUUCUGCGUCGGGCGCCGCAAACAGCAAAAAUUUCAAGGCAAACAUUCGUGGAGAAAAGAGGAAAGAGGAUACGGGUGCUCCUGCUUCACAGGAAGGACUGGACGAGGCAGCAAUGCUGAAAAAGAAAUCCAGAAUCAUUCUCCGCAACCUGUCCUUUUACGCCAAGGAGAACCAUAUUCGAAAAGUCAUGGAGUCCAAGUACGGAAAGGUUUUGGACGUCCACCUGCCAAAGGUCAAAAGCAAUUUGCACGUUGGCUUUUGCUUCGUUACCUUCGAAAAUCCAAAAGACGCUCAAAAAGCCGUCGAGAGCAAAAAUGUMGACAUUCAGAAGCGCGCCGUCAGCAUGGAUUGGAGUCUCCCUAAAAAGCUUCAUCAGCAGCAAAAGCAGCAGCAGCAACAAGAGAGAGAACUGAAUCGAAGGAAGGAAAAAGAACUGGCGGACAAGAAGGAGGAGGAAGAGGAUGACGCCGAGAGCGUGACGUCGAACAGCAGCGACGAUGACGAUGGUAGCGACAGCGAUAGCAGUAACGAUGAUAGCGACAGCGACGGAUCAGCGUCAAACGAGCAAAAUAGCGAUGCUAUGGAAGAAGAUAGCGACGAAGAUGAAGAUAGCGAAGAAGAGGAGGAAGAACCCGUGGACGACUCUGUUGGGAAAAAAUGCUGCUUGUUUCUGAGAAAUCUUCCGUUUGAUACAACGAGGCACGACAUCUUUCAACUACUAUACAAAUUUGGCCAUAUAAAAGGCAUUUAUCUCGUAAAGGACAAAAAUACUGGGAUGCUUAAGGGUACCGCCUUUGUCACUUAUUCGAAGCCACAAGGGGCACAACGAGCUAUGGACUUCGCAGCGUCUUCGUCCACUGGAACCCCUUUUGUAUCGCAACGGCAGAGUGCCGGAAGAUCGAAUGAAGGCGGUGACGAUGCAUCGCAGAUUAAGGGAUCCUUGAUAUUGAAGGGGCGAAAAAUUCUAGUCGAUAUGGCAGUGGAUAAAGAAACGGCUGCGACUUUCGAUUCCAAGGAAUACAAAAUUCCGCAGGCUGAUCGAAGAAAUAUGUAUUUGCAAGCCGAGGCACGGGUAGAAAGUAGUUCCAGUGRUCCAAAUGCUAACAACACGGAUACAUGGGACGAUCUACCACAGCAAGAUCAAAGAAAGCGUCAAACGGCUCUCAAGGAUAAGACUGCCAAAUUGCAGUCGCCAAUCUUUUUCAUCAAUCCAAACCGACUAUCCUUCAGGAAUAUGGGGAAACACAUUGACGAAGCCGGCUUGCAAAAACUUAUUGAGCUUGCUACCAAGAGAGGGCUGGAGAAACGAUUGGUUGCUGCCGCCGACCAAAUAGCUCACUGGAGGGCUCAGGGUGAAAUGUCCACGCGAGAGAUCCUUGCCAAGGUCCAAGAGAUCGAGGGCAAAGACCUAGAUGUCAUCCCCCCCUGGAGUUACGAUGGCGACCACGAAAUGAAGGACGAGGACGACGGCAAGAAAAAGCGUCGCAAGAACAUCAAAGAUUUCAUUCCAUCCGUUUACAUCGAUCGAGAUUUUGGACCCAGCGGGAAAAAAACAGAUGCUCCGAGUCGUGGGUUUGGGUUCGCCGAAUUCACACACCACACGCACGCUCUGGCCUGUUUAAGAGAGUUGAACAACAAUUCCACUUACAGCAAAGAGUAUGCCGCUGGUGGAAAGUCGGCGGCUGCCCUGAAGAAAAAGCCCAACCGAAAGAACAAGAAAGGAACCAACGUCAAGCCUGGAGAUUAUCAGGACGAAGACGGUCGUGUUCGCGUUCCCCGACUGAUCGUUGAUUUCGUCGUCGAAAACAAGGUCAAAGCCAAGAAACAAGCCGAGCGACGGUUGCAGCAGCAAUUGAAUCAAUCAAAACAACUGCUAGAGAAAUUAGAAAAGAAAAAGGCGAAAAAAGAACUUGAGGACGAAGAAGAAAACAAAACCAAGAGGAAGGGACGUGGGGCGAUCCAACGAGAGAAGAAGAGACAGAAGCGAGAAUCUGGCGAGGAAGAACGGGAGCGCAUGCUGAAGCUGCAAAAGAAGGCGAUGUACGAAGCCAAGAAGGAACUUCGAAAGGAGCGGGCAGAGGAAAAGAAGAAAAAGGCCGAAGAACUGAAACGAAAGUCUGUAAAACCACCAAAGAAGAAAAAGAGUCAGCUCAAGAAGAUCGAGGACGACGAAGAAUUCGAGAGCAUUGUUCGUUCGUACCAAUCAAAAUUAGAAUCCGCGAAGGAUCAGAAGGCCCCCAAGGCGAAUCCGCGAGAAGCCGUCAAGUCAAAACGAUGGUUCGAGUAAUCAUAUUAUGCAGGGUUAUUAUCUUUUUAAGUU
Pseudo-nitzschia multistriata is the source of this 2699-nucleotide messenger RNA. The record is from the annotation of a GenBank genome assembly. Lineage: Eukaryota; Bacillariophyta; Bacillariophyceae; Bacillariales; Bacillariaceae.